AUGAACAUCCCUGGUCUCUCGUUCCUGUCGGAUAAUCAGUUGUCCACCUCGAUCGACAUUCAAAAUGGCGUUGUGAAAGGGGUUCACGCAUUUGUGACUUAUCGAUUGCAUCGUUGGCAGAAUAAUUCACACAACGGUUUGACGAAGGUGGAAGUAUUCGAGCAAUCCCUCAAGAAGCUUGGGGCGGCGCGUUACCACGGGGUUUUUACGGUGAUUGGAUCUCAGGACCUCGUGCCUUGGCGACGAGCCGAAUUCAUUUUCGUUUUACUGCGUUUUGAUCACCGCUUAAAGCGACCUAUCAAAGAUAUGUUCGAUUUUGAAUUUUUCGGUCUACCUGAAAUGGUAUAUGUCCCUGCAUGGAAGAAAGGAAAAAAUGCUGUGCAACAAUUCAUCGACGAAUGUCAGUCAUUUAUUGCUAGCCAUUCAAGAGAAGAAAUCGGGGAAACAUUUGGGACGACUAUUUCUCGCGGGAAUAGUCAAAUUUCCGACAAACAAAGUAGGCCUAUACCAAGACAGCCCUUGGAACUCUUGCUGGAUAUGAUGCGGGACCUGAAUUAUGAGAUGAAAGAACUGAAAAUGCUGCUUUUGAAUAUUUCCAACGAUCGACGGAGUGCGCUACGAGAUUCUAAGACUACGGGAUAA
This is a messenger RNA of Talaromyces rugulosus, 642 nucleotides long. RefSeq lists its product as uncharacterized. Bases 1 to 642 code for a protein of 213 amino acids. The transcript has a single exon. NCBI's taxonomy places the organism in Eukaryota, Fungi, Ascomycota, Eurotiomycetes, Eurotiales, Trichocomaceae. The record is from RefSeq and is a predicted model, not a curated record.